AUGAAAUAUACGUCAUAUCUGGCCAACAUCAAUGCGAUAAUUUCUCAUCGGGAGACGUCUAUUGCUGACAUAUUCCCAGUGAACGCUGUCGCAAAACAGCACAAUCGCAUCGUUUAUUCCUCGCAAGCUAUUCACCAUAUCGCCCAUCAGAUUGCCAGUCUCUAUUGGUCCUCGGUCAGUCAGGAUAUUAACAGCCAAGCUAAGCUUGGUAAAGGUGUGGAGAAGACAGCGGAUUUGUCCAAACACUUAAACAUCGUUAACUUGCCACUGGAUGUCGAGUAUCAAGGUGCCAGUGCAGAACAAAAUACAAGAUACCAAGACCUCCGGGAACGACUCGCAAGUCUGGAUCAGGAGCGCCAAAAGCGACGGCAGCGACUCGAACAGAUAGAGUUUCUUCAACGCCUACUCGAGCCUUUUAAGAACCCACAGCAGGAUAUCCAGCCAAAUCUUGUUACUCGAGAUGGGGAGUUGGUCCAGGAAUUAGAAAAGAUGCGUAUGCUUGUGGCGCGAGUUGGAGGCCGGAUUGCACAGCAUAAAGGAGUGAGCAGCGUUCAGGUGGACCAAGAAUACUUGCUUCCAGGAUCUGACCAGCGACUGGAAGCGUUAUUAGGCACGGAAACAUGA
Penicillium taxi is the source of this 624-nucleotide messenger RNA. Its product is annotated as kinetochore subunit FTA4 family protein. Gene Ontology annotation, cellular component: Mis6-Sim4 complex. The coding region runs from base 1 to 624 and encodes 207 amino acids. Lineage: Eukaryota; Fungi; Ascomycota; Eurotiomycetes; Eurotiales; Aspergillaceae. The transcript is spliced from 3 exons. The record is from RefSeq and is a predicted model, not a curated record.